Molecule: messenger RNA, 1013 nt
Organism: Colletotrichum godetiae
Lineage: Eukaryota; Fungi; Ascomycota; Sordariomycetes; Glomerellales; Glomerellaceae
Exons: 1
Coding region: 25-918 (297 amino acids)
Source: RefSeq, a predicted model, not a curated record
UGUCGAAGAGACUCGCAAAGCUGAAUGAGUUUCCGCAGACCACGGGCAGCUUUCAGAUGGCUAAUCGUAAGAUCAUUGUUUCAUUCGAUACUAUUGGAAAGAAGGGGUAUACUAUGUCAUGUGAGCCCCAAUCUCAGCGCCAAGGGCAAUAGGAGACAAUAUUUGUUGCCGUUCUUGGCGGACGUACGUAGACUGAGACUACCAAGUAAGAGCAGUAGCCCCAUCUGGAAAGUACAGUCAAACAGCAUGAACAAAGCUAGCCCAAGUAUGAUGAACUGCUUGCUGACAGAUUGUAGACUUCUGUGCCAGGGUCCACAUUGGAAAGGGUUUUCUGUAAGUAUUAAACGAAUCGUCUCAAGGUUUGCGGCUAGAUUUCAUUCUUGCAAUUUGCUGCGGAGCUCAACUAUCACUGAAGUUUACAUUGCGGUUCGAGGGCCUUCCCCACGAUCCUUGGCGGCGAUGCGCACACAGUGUAUCAUAGGCCAGUCGAUGAGGUACUCUUGCUACUCAGGGCUGGUCGGGACAGACGUAUGGGAAGCAGCCACCUUCGAAGCAAUUGAGACGAGCACGGCCUUGGCGAUAUCAAUCCCCGUAAGGACGCGACUGGCAAGGCUAACGAGGACGAGGUGGCUAGCGAUGAUGAAGAUAAAGGCUCGGGGCCCGACCUCGGCGUUUGCUAACUUGAUUGAAACCGCCUUGACUUUAAAAGGCGAUUUAUUAAUCAGUUGGAACGAUAGAGUGGCGCAACCUGCAGUCUGCGUUGACUUGGUAACACUGACCGCCUUACUCGAGGUUUGCUUGGCCUCGAUAGUUUCAAUGGGGUCUCAAAGGUCCGUUGUAGGUUGGAUCGUCAGACAGGAACCCUUUCAACGAGCCCAGCUGCGGGAAGUUCUAUUCAUCGGUUGUGUAUUCUCGUGAAUUAUUCAGCGGGUGGUACGGAAGGAUGGAGAAUUGGUGUGGUCCUGAUACGGUUAGCUAUGUAGAAUGUCAGUGACCCCGUCAGUGCAUCCUGG